ACCGUGAUUGGCCGGCGGCGCGGCGGGGCGGCCGCAGUGCUGUGUGAGCGAGCGCUGUGUUUGGGGUGGCGAAGCUCUGCGCGAUGCUCGGCCUUUUCUCCAGGGUGUUCUCCUACUUCUGGAGAUCUGCGGAUGGCGAGGAAGGAGGAGGUGCGAGGUGGACAAGCUCAGGUGACAAAGAACUAAAAACUGUUCGAGGAGUGGUGACAAGAUUUUGCAAUGAUUAUGGAAUGAUAAAUGACCUGAUAGUCUUCACAGAGCAUGCUGUUGUAAACAAUAUGCCGCUGGCUGUAGGACAGGAAGUUAUUGCUACUGUUGAAGAGGACAAAAUAUCGAAUGGCUUGAGGGCUAUCAAGGUAGAUGCAGUCCAGAAUACGUGGGGAGACUACAGUACUGCUUGUAAUGCUACUGAAGUACAUAUGAAAAUAUUAAUUGGUAAUAUCACCUCUCUCUCUAAGGACGGUGGCUAUAUAAGUCAUAAUACUCCUUUCACAAUGGAAGAUGUCUGCGAAGGUUUUACACCUUGUGUGGGUGACUGUGUGCAAGCAAAGUAUUUCAUUAAUCCAGGAACAUGGAACAGUAAAGCAGUUGCUGUGAAGCCUUUGAGAUACAAGCGUGUGGACAAGGUCCACAUUUCCAGCAUGUGUGGAAGAACUGGUACAGUAGAUGAGAGUAUAUUUUUCACUUUGGAUUCACUGAGACUUCCUUAUGGCUAUUCACCACGUACAAAUGAUCUAGUGAAUGUGGUUGUGGUGGAGAGCAGUCAGUCAUUUUAUGUUUGGAGAGCUCUCUGCUUGACUCCAGUCGACCAGAAUGGACAGUCUCAGUCAAAUGGACAUGAUACAGAUGAACCUUAUGAAAACUUAAUGAGAAACAAAGGAGGGCUGGAAGUAUCAAAAAUAACUGAUUUUGGAACUAUGAAGCAGGGGGAAUCUAGAAGCAUGAUCAUUUGGAUAGAGAAUAAAGGGAGUGUACCACAGUCCUUAAUCAGCUGCAGAUUAGCUGGAUGGGUUAAAAACAAGCAAUUUAGUUUUCGGAUUCCUCAAAAAGACCAGAACAGUCCAGCAGCAUAUCUGUCAUCUUCUCCAAUAAAUCAAGAAAACUUUGCAAAAGCUGCAGUGAGUUCCUGUGGAGCAACAUCAGAGUCAUUGACUAAUGCAUCCAUUCUGAAGAAUGGAGUCAUUUCAGAAAGUGUAAACCCUCAGGAAAUAAAUUUAACGAAGACAGAAGAAAACUUUUCCCUGGUUAAAGAUGGAAAUCUGUGUCAUGGAGAAGAAGAGCAAAGAGAUGUACAGCAACCAAUAGAUGACGCUGAUAUAACUGCAGAAAUUAUCAUCCCACCAGGUGGAAAAACAUUCAUAGUGAUCAUAUGCACAGCUGUAAAUCCUGGAUACAAUAAAGAGCUCUUGUUGCUUGGUUUUUCUGAUUUUACUAUUGGACGCUGUAUUGAAACUACUGUGACAAAUGAGACAGAAUUACUAAUAGCACCUGUGAAGCCAUUUUCUGCAAGAAAGGUUGACAUUUCGUCAGUACCUCAGCAAAAGAAGACAACGGUUAUUGCCCCCAAAUACAGAAGAAGUAGCAGAAAAUUUCCAAGCUUCCUCCCACAUUAUACCAUACCAAAUGAGUUAAGAAGAUGCGUGGAGCAGAAAUUAGAUAUUCUGAGCUUUCAGCCUCUCCUCGCAGAGCAUCUUAAUCUGGAAAAUUAUGAAGCAAAGUUUUCUACUCUCUUAUGGCUUGAAGAGAUCCAUCAGGAAAUGGAAAUAAAAAAUUUUGACAUGUGUGGGGUUACUUUGAAAAGGAAUGGGAAUUUAUUAGUGUUGGAAGUGCCAGGAGUGGAAGAAGGCAGACCUCACUUGGCUGCAGGCGAUAAGGUGAUACUGAAAAGUCAGGUCUAUUCUGAGCAUAUAAUAGAGUACAUUGCCUAUGUUACUGAGAUAUGUAAUGAAGAUGUUACUCUUAAAUGUAAUGCUGAUUUUGAACGGGCUUACAACUCAGAACCCAUGGAUGUGGAAUUUGUUCACUGCAGGAUUCCUAGCAGGCGGUGCCAGAUGGCAGUUGAGCAAGCUAAAUGUCUGGGUGAAAAAGUGUUAUUUCCGGAAAAGCUUCUCUUACAGUCACCACAAGAUGUCAAGACCCAGAAUAUCACUAAGUAUUGUGGUGUUGAUGAUGGCUUUGAGCAGUGUUCCCAGCAGAAGAGUGAGGUCAGAAAGCUGCAGAACAAGCAGACAAAAUGCAUGGCAUUGAGGCAGAUAAACAUGCAGAUGCAGCAACUGCUUCUGCAGAAACAAGCCAACUUGGAGAUCCAGUAUACUUCUGAAUUAUUGAUGUUUUCUUUUCUCUUUGAAGAAACUGAGAAAAUUAAAUGGAGAGCUGGUGAAUUUUUCAAUCCUAUGCUUAACAAGCAGCAGAAACUGGCAGUGAAAAGGAUACUGAGUGGUGAAUGUCGUCCAACACCUUAUAUUCUCUUUGGACCACCAGGAACUGGAAAAACGAUAACAGUAGUUGAAGCUAUUUUGCAGAUACAUUUUACUUUACCAGAUAGUCGAAUCUUGGUUUGUGCGCCAUCAAAUGCUGCAACAGACCUGAUUUGCUUGCGGCUGCAUCAAAGCAAUCUAUUAAAACCAGGAGCUAUGGUCCGAGUCAAUGCUACCUGCAGAUCCGCAGAGCAAAUUGAUGACAUGGUGAAACCUUAUUGCAAGGAUGGUGAUGAUAUUUGGAAAGCAGUGUGGUUCAGGAUAAUAAUUACCACUUGCUGUAGUGCGGGAAUGUUCUAUCAAACAGGAACCAGGCUUGGACACUUCACACAUGUGAUUUUGGAUGAGGCUGGGCAAGCAAGUGAACCAGAAAGCCUAAUUCCUAUUGGAUUAAUUUCAGAAGUUAAUGGUCAGAUAGUUCUGGUUGGAGAUCCAAAGCAGUUAGGGCCUCUAAUAAAAUCUAGAAUUGCAGUGGCAUUUGGAUUAAAUAUAUCCUUGCUGGAAAGGCUGAUAUCAAGAGAUAUGUACCUGAGAGAUGAGGAUGCUUUUAGCGCUGAUGGAUCGUAUAACCCUUUGUUGAUCACAAAACUCAUAAACAACUACAGGUCACAUUCUGCAUUGCUUGCCUUACCAUCUAAACUGUUUUAUAAUAAAGAGCUCGAAGUUUGUGCAGAUGCUUCAGUAGUAACUUCUUUGUUACACUGGGAGAAAUUGCCCAGGAAAGGGUUUCCAUUAAUUUUUCAUGGAGUAAGGGGCAAGGAAACUCGUGAAGGUCACAGUCCUUCAUGGUUUAAUCCAACUGAAGCAGUUCAAGUAAUGCAGUACUGUUGCCACCUGGCUAAAAAUGAAAGCAUUGCAGUGUCAGUGACUGAUAUUGGAGUGAUUACACCGUAUCGUAAGCAGGUAGAAAAAAUUAAAUUUCUUCUGAGAAGCAUUGAUUUGUCAGAUAUUAAAGUUGGCACAGUAGAAGAGUUUCAAGGACAAGAGUGCAUGGUUACCAUCUUAUCAACAGUGCGAUCUUAUGAAGACACACUUGCUGAAGAGGAAUACUAUUUGGGCUUUCUCUCUAACCCAAAGAGAUUCAAUGUAGCAAUUACUAGAGCAAAAGCUUUGCUGAUUGUCAUAGGAAAUCCUCAUCUUCUUGUGAAAGAUCCCUGUUUUUGUGCACUAUUAGAGUACAGUUUAAUGAAUAACGCUUAUGUUGGUUGUGACCUGCCUUCUGAGCUGAGAAGCCUGCAACAACAGGUGUGACUAAUUUUUCAGUGUCCAAGAUGCAUUCAGUUCUCUUCUGUUUUUGAAGCUAAGAAUAUUUAAUAGGAAUCCAGCACCUUUUGGCCCUGGGGAAAGGCACACGUUCUGAAAUUCCUUGAAGUUUAUCCAAGAGAGGCUUCUUAAUGCUUCCUUUCAAGAGGUGAAAAAGUUGAAAUUUAUCACUAUAAAGUGAUACUGGCAACCAAUUUGCUUUUUUUGUUUAAAAAGUGUAUGAUUCUACUUCUGCAUAGAGCAGGUGUGUGUGAGUCCUCUAAGCUUCAGGAGAAAGUUAUUGCUGAACUUGUAUAUUAAUUUUUCUUUGUUUUUGACAUUUCAGUUUUUUUCUCAAACUUCUGUAGUGCCUCCUGAAACUCUUCUGUUCCAAGAAUAUGUUUUUGUCUUGUUAUUUAUGAAGUGUGACAUUUAUAAUCCACACUGGAUUGAACUGGAAUGAUGCGUGAAUAUCUCCACUUGGCUGAUGUUGAGUAUCUUAAGCCAACCAAACUUAAAGCCCUGCUUUUUUGUUUAAAGCCUUUGUAUACGUGUCUGAGAUGACAUAGGAUUCUGUUUUCCAGCUGCAGUCCAGCUGUCUGCUGUGGUAUAUGUCAGAAUGCCUCAAAUGGGUUGAAAAGGUGGGGGGAGACAGUGAAAACUGCUGUGUUUCUACGAAGAUCCUGUACAGUAGUGUUGUAUUCAACUUUGGCAAAAUUGUAAACAGUGAACAUAAACUGUAGCUUCAUUGUGUACUGUGCUGUUACUUUAAACUUGAAUGAGGUGUUCUCUCUGAGUUGACUAAGUAUUGCCAUACAGCAUUUCUAAAGUAAGAUGGACAGUUAGCUAUUGUCCUUCAGAGUCUGCCAGUACAACCCAGUGGUUUUCUGCAACAGACAAAUAUUGUAGGUAACCUACAGAGAAACAAAGAAAGGGGUAAAAACAAGAUUUGGUUUGCAGUCAGUUCAUAUUACUUUCACUUCUGGUGGUCACUGUACUUCCUUCUGCAAUGCCUCAUGUAUAAAUAGGGCAGCUUAUAGCUUGGCAAAACAUCAAAGCCAGAUACACAGUGCAGGGACUCACACUGUGUAGAACCCAGAGUAUACUUAGUGUGUUUAUCCAGUCUGAGUCUCAGCUGUAUUGGAGCAGCACGGCAGCCUCACCAGCCUUGUCUCUUUGGUAUGUUAUGCUGGCUUAAUUGUUUUUACUCCUGAAAAAGUCACGAUAGACAGUUUGUUGCAGUAUUAUACUGAAAAUGUCAGUGGCUGUAAUGCCAUUCCAGUAUUCUACAUAAAACUUUGGAAUCUGUCCAAUAAAGAAUCUGUUCCCCAUUGAAGGAUUUCUUGUAUGUCUUCCUUUGAGGAUUAUGAUGGACCAGAUCUCACAGCAACUACGUAGUCCUGUUAAAUGAUCUUUGAGUACCCUUCCACUCCAAGGCAUUCUAUGAUUCUAUGAUACUUCUGCUUGUAAGUAGUGGUAACACAGGUUUUCUCAAGUGUUCACAUGUUCUCUUUGAAGAACAGUGAAGUGAUAACAGAAUAAUAGCACUUACUUCAUCACUAGAUGUAACUCAAAACUCAU
Molecule: messenger RNA, 5300 nt
Organism: Meleagris gallopavo (turkey)
Lineage: Eukaryota; Metazoa; Chordata; Aves; Galliformes; Phasianidae
Source: RefSeq, a predicted model, not a curated record